This is a messenger RNA of Aspergillus aculeatus ATCC 16872, 420 nucleotides long. Its product is annotated as Got1 family protein. NCBI's taxonomy places the organism in Eukaryota, Fungi, Ascomycota, Eurotiomycetes, Eurotiales, Aspergillaceae. Bases 1 to 420 code for a protein of 139 amino acids. Gene Ontology annotation, biological process: retrograde transport, endosome to Golgi; endoplasmic reticulum to Golgi vesicle-mediated transport. Gene Ontology annotation, cellular component: Golgi cis cisterna; endoplasmic reticulum; Golgi membrane. The record is from RefSeq and is a predicted model, not a curated record. The transcript has 5 exons.
AUGCCAACCAUGUGGCUGUCCGACAAUCAGAAGAUAGGAGUCAUCUUCUGCUCCGCCGGAGCACUAUUCCUCUUCGGCGGAGUCCUCAUGUUCUUCGAUCGCUCACUACUUGCCAUGGGCAACAUCCUCUUCCUCAUCGGCCUCACCCUCAUCAUCGGCGUCGAAAAGACCUUCGCCUUCUUCUCGCGCCGCCAGAAACUCAAGGGCACCGCCGCCUUCGUCGCCGGCAUCCUGCUCAUCCUCCUCCGCUGGCCGCUCACGGGCUUCAUCAUCGAGCUGUACGGGCUGUUCAUCCUCUUCGGCGACUUCCUGGUGACCAUCGGCCAGUUCGCGGGGAAUAUCCCCGUCGUGGGGCCGUACAUCAGGACGGCGUUGGAGGCGCUGGCCGGCGGCCGGCGGAAUGCCGAGUUGCCGGUAUAA